GGAUAAAUAUAUAGAGAAAGAGAAGAACUGAAAAGACUAAGAUCUCAUACAGGAGACCCGUUACUUGGCUGGGGAUUGCCACCAACAUGCGCGGACGACAGAUUCCCUACCACCCAGUUAUUUCUUCUAGCAAUAUGUCGUGUUGCGGAGCCAAUCGCCCUAACGUCCAUCUUUCCCUAUUCAUGGGUGAUGGUUAAGGACUUUCGCAUGGCGAAUAGCCACAAUGCCUCUAUUUACGCCGGUAUACUCGUCUCCGCCUUUUCCCUUGCUGAAGCUUUGACUGGUAUGUUAUGGGGGGCUCUUUCAGACCGAGUCGGUCGCAAACCCAUUCUCCUCUCCGGUUGCUUCGGUACAAUGCUAUCGCUUCUGCUUGUGGGAUUUGCCCCCAACUUCUGGGUGGCCCUCUUUGGGAGAGCUUUAGGAGGAUUUUUGAAUGGCAACAUUGGGGUUAUCCAGACAAUGGUUGGUGAAUUGGUCAAACGGCCUGAGCAUGAACCUCGAGCCUAUGCUGUGAUGCCAUUUGUCUGGUCAAUUGGAACGAUCAUCGGGCCAGCCAUUGGAGGUUUGCUUGCAAAGCCAGCAGAAAGUUACCCUACCCUCUUCCCUACUGAUGGCCUAUUUGGCAAAUUUCCCUAUCUUCUACCAAACCUUGUUUGUUCCGUUUUACUUCUUUUUAGCAUCAUUGGCAGCUGGCUGUUUCUGCAAGAGACCCAUCCGGACAUGCAGAAAUGGAGUGUUCCCGAAGAUCUCGAUCAUACAUCCGCCGAACAUCCUCUUCUAGCAACGGCUGGAGCAACAGCAAAUGCAAGCGCAGAUCUACGAGCCGAAUCAUACGGAACUUUCAACCAGGUCCAUCUGCAUCAGGACGAGGACUGGGUGAUACAAGUCGAUGGAUCAAAGGUCGAAUCGGGUCCAGAGAAACCAAAGACUUUUAACUGGCGAGUUACCAUGCUCAUCGUUGCAUUGGCUAUUUUCACAUAUCAUUCAAUGACAUAUGAUCAUCUGCUCCCUAUCUUUCUGCAAGACGGAAACGCCAGAAACAUCUCGGGCUUGGGCAAUUCGGGCUUCAGUAUUCCUGGUGGAGUCGGUCUGUCGACCCGAACUGUCGGAUUGAUCAUGUCUUCCGACGGCUUCAUUGCACUCUUCGUUCAAACUCUUAUUUUCCCAACCCUGGCCCAUUUUUUGGGGGUAUGGAAGCUUUUCGUACUGGUGACUGUUCUGCACCCCAUUGCCUAUUUUAUCGUUCCCUUUUUGGUUUUCGUGCCACACAAAUUUCUCUUUAUUGGCAUAUAUGCCUGUCUGAUCGUUCGCAACAUCCUUUCUAUCAUCGCUUUCCCGGUACUGUUGAUUCUCAUCAAGCAAGCCAGUCCUUCUGAUUCUGUCAUGGGCAAAAUCAAUGGCCUUGCUGCGUCCGCAGGAGCAGCCUCUCGCACGGUUGCUCCUCCUGUGGCGGGGUUCCUGUAUAGCACCGGUACCUCAAUUGGUUUCACUGCCAUCGCGUGGUGGGGAAGCGCCUUUGUGGCCACUAUUGGUGCUCUCCAGGUGUGGUUUAUCCAACGAAAGAAGCACGCCUCGGUCACAGUCCAGCCAAUUGUCCCUUGCCAUAUUGCUCCCGAUGGCACUCAGCCUGCGAAACAGACUAUUCAUAUCAUGGUGACUGAGGCUGAUGGAAACACAGAGAGCAACGCUUAACGAUUUGUCCGACACGAUACUUUUCUUUCUUGGUUAUAUUAUAUUUCGUGGAACUGAAGACAGUUUGAGAACACCUUUUUUGAUGUAGAACUAGUGGCUCUUCUAUUAAGCUUAUCUAGCAUGAUUAGACCACUAUUGUAAAUAGCUUCUGUUCUUAUUGCAUCUACUAGUUUGUAAUGUAUUUAGUUUGGUGGAGUAUUCUUUCUGAUGUGCAUAAGUGUUGUUUUUUUGACGGCAGAUUAUUUAUUUGUUCACAUAGACUACUCCCUUCCAAGAUAAUUGGUGAUAUAUCACUAUAAGCCGGUCAUCAUGUGGCACCAUAUAUGCAUAAUAUCUCAAGAGCAAUUAUCUGAUAUUUUACCGAGUGGAUUGAUUGUUUCUCCUCGAUUCUUCUCAUGCCAAAUUAGGGC
This is a messenger RNA of Aspergillus wentii DTO 134E9, 2102 nucleotides long. Its product is annotated as MFS transporter. The record is from RefSeq and is a predicted model, not a curated record. Gene Ontology annotation, biological process: transmembrane transport. Lineage: Eukaryota; Fungi; Ascomycota; Eurotiomycetes; Eurotiales; Aspergillaceae. Gene Ontology annotation, molecular function: transmembrane transporter activity. The coding region runs from base 190 to 1692 and encodes 500 amino acids. The transcript has 5 exons.